AUGGUAAAAAAUAAAAUUCAUGAAGCAACACAAGAUGCUUUAGUUCGAAUUUGGUGGAUUUUGAGUUCUGUCAAGCAAGUCGCCGGCGGAGUAGAAGAGGGCCUCGGCAUCCUGAAGCCAGAUGCGGCGGGCCUCGUCACGGGAAAGAGGCGCCUCGAACAAGCGGUACUCCGUCGCCUCCUUGAUAGCCCUCGUCGCCGGCCUGUUACUCCUCGUCUUUUCCGACCAAGCCCUAAAUUUGUAGCUUUCUUCUUGAGCAAUAUUAAUGAGAGACGAAGGGAAGAAAUUACAACUAAAAUAAGCCAAUAUGUCUAG
This is a messenger RNA of Striga asiatica, 315 nucleotides long. Lineage: Eukaryota; Viridiplantae; Streptophyta; Magnoliopsida; Lamiales; Orobanchaceae. The record is from the annotation of a GenBank genome assembly.